Molecule: messenger RNA, 2771 nt
Organism: Aspergillus ibericus CBS 121593
Lineage: Eukaryota; Fungi; Ascomycota; Eurotiomycetes; Eurotiales; Aspergillaceae
Product: putative kinesin family protein (KlpA)
Exons: 6
Coding region: 211-2565 (784 amino acids)
Biological process (GO): microtubule-based movement
Molecular function (GO): microtubule binding; microtubule motor activity; ATP binding
Source: RefSeq, a predicted model, not a curated record
CUGAUAAACUCUCUUGCGCUACCCUCGACCUGCACGACUUGCCGACGGCCAGACUUACAAUGCAGUCCCACCCCUAACAGAUUGCAGCCGGACUCUGAUUGAUCACGCCUUUGCUUUUUCGCCCAUCAUACGCUUUUGUUCACCGCCGUGCUUCUGAGAGACCCGAAUUUUCGCCUUGUCAGGGGCCGAGUCGACCCGCCUGUGGAAGCCAUGGAGAAUGAUCACACGUCGAGACCGUCCGCCCGCUCACGUAUCCCCGGUCUUAGAGAGAUGAAUCCAGCCUCGACAAAUGCCCGCUCCGGUCUUAUGCAACCCGGUACCAUCGCCGGCGCCAUAACCAGCAAGUCAACGACCCUGUCGCAACCGUCUCGUCCUAGAAGUACCACGCAAGCACCCGAGGUUGGCAGAGCCGGAGCCGGAGCAGCAUCGUCGCGUGUCAACAGCAACAACACCAGACUUCAUAGCCGCGCCAAUUCCCACUCAUCCUCUACAUUGACCAGAUCAGCUUCCACCUCCACGCGAACGAAAGCCUCUACCGCUGGUCCCCCGCGGCCACACACCAGCAUGUCUCGCACCCACUCCGUCGCGAGCUCCCGAAGACCGAAUGGCCAUGCCAUCCCUCGCCCGGCAACGUCAAUGGAUACCCAUGAUGAGGAGGACUCUACCGCUAGUGUACUAGGGAAACGAAAGGGUGCCGAAUGGGACCAGGAAAGUCGCGAAAGGACAAUGGAAGACCUUUUGAACACCUUCGUCACGAGAGUUAGCCAAGCCGGGCAAGAAAGCAAUGGGCUCAAGGAAGCACUUGACCUGUACAAAUCCAGAGUGGGCGAGUUGGAGGCUUCCCGAAAAGAAAUUACCGACACAAAUCUUACUCUCCGUGUGGAAAUGGAGUCACUCAAAGUCCGGCUAGUUGCAGCGGAGGAUGCCUUGAAGGAUGCGCAGAGAGACCAUGAAAUAGAAGUUGACGACCUUAGCGCCCGUCAACGCAUCGAGGUGGAGACCGCGCGGUCAGAAGGUAGGAAGGAGCUGGAAUUAUUAAACUCCCGGCAUCAAGAGCAAAUCCAAGAACUUAAACGACGGUUCGAGCGUGAGAUUGAGGAUGAAAGAGCCGCCCGGCUUCGAGAAAUCAGUCAGAUUACCUCACAGACCGCCAUUGACUCACAAAGGUCGAAUAUGGAGCUUGACAGGAAAGAACGGGAAAUCAACACGCUUCGGGAUGAUGUGCAGGCUCUGCGGGCAGAACUUGAGCGUGAGCGCAAGAACAACCGGGCUCUCCGGCAGAACCUGGAUAUGGCUAGUACCAACGGCGUGACAUUGGAGUCAUCUGUUCGUGCUUUGAAAGCUAGAAUCGAGUUCCUCGAGUCAGGACGCGAGGAGCAGUCCCAAGCCUUUGAACGCCUGAACCAGCAGAUGAUGGAUGCGUUAGCUGAAACCAACGCAACCAAGGAUAAGUUAAGGAAGGAAGAGACCUUGAGAAGAAAACUUCACAACCAGGUGCAAGAGCUCAAAGGAAAUAUUCGGGUGUUCUGUCGAGUCCGUCCAUCGCUUCCCUCGGACCCUGCCACUGGAGUGGCUCAGAUUCAGUAUCCCGAUGAGAUGGAGGACAGCAAAGAGAUUGCUCUCUUGGGCCCCGAAGAGAAGAGCAGCCUCGGCACAAUAUCGAAAAAGAACAGCAACUUUUCAUUCGAUCGUGUUUUCGGACCGACCACGCAAAACGCGGAAGUUUUCGAUGAAAUCAGCCAACUUGUCCAAAGCGCCCUGGAUGGAUAUAACGUCUGUAUUUUCUGUUACGGCCAAACUGGUAGUGGAAAGACCUACACUAUGUCUUCUCUUGACGGUAUGAUUCCCCGCGCGGUGCACCAGAUCUAUGAGACAGCCAAGGGCUUGGAAGAAAAGGGCUGGAGAUAUACUAUGGAGGGCAACUUUGUUGAAGUGUACAACGAGAACCUGAACGACCUCCUGGGCAACCCCGAAGAACUCGACAAGAAGAAGCUUGAAAUUCGGCACGAUAUGCAGAGAGGAAAGACUAUUAUCACGGAUGUCACUACUGUUCGAUUGGAGUCUCCUCAGAUGGUCGAGACGAUUCUAAGGCGCGCCGCCUCUAACCGCUCCGUGGCAGCUACCAAGGCCAACGAGAGAUCUUCCCGAUCACACUCGGUCUUCAUUCUGAAGCUGAUCGGGGAGAACGAUAUUACUGGUGAACGUAGUGAGGGAACCCUCAACCUGGUGGACCUGGCUGGUAGUGAGCGUCUAAGCCACAGCGGUGCUACCGGCGAACGGUUGAAAGAGACGCAAAACAUUAACCGCAGCUUGAGCUGUCUGGGUGACGUUAUCGCUGCCCUCGGACAGGGUAAAGAGGGCGGACACAUACCCUAUCGAAACAGCAAGCUUACAUAUCUCCUCCAAUUCUCUUUGGGAGGUAACUCCAAAACUCUCAUGUUUGUCAUGGUCAGCCCGUUGCAGGCGCAUUUGUCGGAGACCUUGACCAGUCUCAAGUUUGCGACCAAGGUACAUAACACGCAUAUUGGGACCGCCAAGCGGCAGGCACGCGUUCGCGAUUCCUAAAUCAUGAUACCUUUUGAUCUUUCUGGGCGGCCUUCAUGAUCCAGGCCUUGGCAGGGGUGUUUGGAGUUUUUUUCCUCUCUUGGGAGUGAGAUGUUAGCCUUUUUCUGUUUCGGUAUACAUAUGGAUUUGGUAACUUGGCUUAAUGUAAUGCCAGAUAUACUGUGUGAUUGUCCUCAAGGCACCUGUUGUGCUUAUGGAUCUAGCCC